Messenger RNA from Rhopalosiphum maidis (corn leaf aphid), 1425 nucleotides. RefSeq names its product polycystic kidney disease protein 1-like 3. The record is from RefSeq and is a predicted model, not a curated record. NCBI's taxonomy places the organism in Eukaryota, Metazoa, Arthropoda, Insecta, Hemiptera, Aphididae. The transcript is spliced from 2 exons. The coding region runs from base 515 to 1414 and encodes 299 amino acids.
UGGCGGUAGACGCGACCGAUAGUAAGUUGUAGUCCGUAGCACGGACACGGAGCUGCUCGUUUGGAGGUACCUAGUUGGAGGUGGUAUCGCCGGCCGCCGUCGCAUCGGUGCCGGCAACGUUCAACGUGCGUUGUGUUUAUAUUGUUUAGUGUUUAUAGCGUGCACUGGACGCGUCGUAAUACUCGUUUCGCACACCGACGUCGCACGAACUAUUGUCAUACUAAUCGUCAUUCACUGCCGCCGAGUCCGAGUGUUGACUGGCGAUUGCCGACAUUUUUAUUUUAUUCAUUUCGUGAAAACGUGUUACACGUUUGACGACACUCGAUACACUAUUUUUUUCCGGGGCGAACGCCGCCAUAAUAUACAAUUUGUUUUUUACACACCAUUCUCACGUGAGUUCCUAUCGUGUGUGCACACUCCUUGUUAGUAAUAAUUAUUUAUCUAUCGCAAAGGUCCUCGUGUUCGAGUAGCCACUCGUGGAAUUUUGUCUACUAAUUCAGGAUACAUUUACAUCAUGUCAUUAAUGUGUCCUUCUGUAGAAGAGCCAGGGGUUAAUCAAGAAACCCCCACGUCUGUAGGAGAGCUGAAAAUUUUAAAAGAAACUCCAUCUUCAAAUGGAGAACAAGAGGUUUCAAAAGAAACCCUCCCUUCUGCUGAAGACCAAGAGGAUCUAAAAGAAACUCCAUCUUUAGAUGGAGAACAAGAGGUUUUAAAAGAAACUCUCCCUUCUGCUGAAGACCAAGAGGAUCUAAAAGAAACUCCAUCUUUAGAUGGUGAACAAGAGGUUUUAAAAGAAACCCCCCCUUCUAUUGAAGAACAUGAGGAUCUAAAAGAAACUCCACCUUCAAAUGGAGAGCAUGUGGUUUUAAAAGAAACCCCCCCUUCUGUCGAAGAACAAGAGGAUCUAAAAGAAACUCCAUCUUUAGAUGGAGAACAAGAGGUUUUAAAAGAAACCCCCCCUUCUAUUGAAGAACAUGAGGAUCUAAAAGAAACCCCAUCUUUGAAUGGAGAACAUGAGGUUUCAAAAGAAACCCUCCCUUCUGCUGAAGAACAAGAUGAUCUAAAAGAAACUCUACCUUCAAAUGGAGAGCAUGUGGUUUUAAAAGAAACCCCCCCUUCUAUUGAAGAACAUGAGGAUCUAAAAGAAACUCCAUCUUUGAAUGGAGAACAUGAGGUUUCAAAAGAAACCCUCCCUUCUGCUGAAGAACAAGAUGAUCUAAAAGAAACUCCAUCUUUAGAUGGAAAACAAGAGGUUUUAAAAGAAAAUCUCCCUUCUGUUGAAGACCAAAAGGAUAUAAAAGAAACCACCACUCCUGUUGAAGAACAGUUUCUAAAAGGAACCCUCCUUUCUGAUGCAGAUCUAGAGAAUAAAAAAAAACCCCUCCUUAUGAAGGAGAAAUUCAGGUUCUUUUAAAAGAAUCUGAA